AUGGAAACGGCUACCAUUGCAAUGUUAACGGUAGAUGAGACUAAUAAUAAUAUUAAAAACCCAACAACUACACCAACAACGCGAACAACAACACCAACAACAACAACAACAAUAACACGAACAACAACACCAACAACAACAACAACACGAACAACAACAUUAACACCAACAAUACCAACACGAACAAUAACAAUAACAAUAACAACGCGAACAACAACAACAACAACAACAACAACAAAUAUAGUAAUGGAAGCAGAUGCCUUCCACCUAGAUAACGGCUACAUUUGCCAUUCUAUGAGCCGGACCGGGUCUCGAGGCAUCUUCUUUGGGGAUGAUCCGCUCCGGUUUUCGAUACCCGGAUUACUGCUCCAGCUUUCCCUUAUAUCUCUUUUCACCCGUGUUUCUUACUUCCUUCUCAAGCCUUUUGGACAACCUUCCAUUGUUUCCCAAAUUCUGGGUGGUGUAGUUCUUGGUCCUUCAGUACUUGGACACAACAGAAAGUUUUUAGCAGAAGUAUUCCCAGCUAAAAGUAGAAUUCUUUUAGAAAACUUAUCAGUCUUCAGUUUAAUGCUCUUUAUAUUUUUACUUGGAGUGAAAAUGGAUUUAGCUAUGGCAUUAAGGUCAGGCAAAAAGCCUAUAGCCAUAGGAAUAUUGGGUUUUUUGAUACCUUAUACACUUGCUAGUUUAGUCGCCUUUCUCUUGCAGAAGUUUGUAUCAUUAGACCACGAAAUCUUGAGAGUACUUCCUUUUAUAGUUGAGACUCAAUCUAUGUCAGCUUUCCCAGUUAUAGCUUGUUUUCUUGCUGAUCUUAAGAUACUAAACUCAGAGAUAGGGCGCUUGGCCUCUUCGUCUUCAGUAGUUUCAGAUGUAUUUCAAUGGUCUCUGAUGACACUUAGGUUCGCGGUAAGAAUAGCCAAAGCAAAAUCAUUUUCAUCAUUUGUAGGAUCUUUUAUGUCAGUUUCGCUUUUCAUUGUUUUAGCCUUGUAUGGUAUACGCCCUGCAGUUUUAUGGGCAAUCAGGAAAACUCCUGAAGGGGAACCUGUAAAAGAAAGGUAUAUUUUUGGAGUUCUUGUGGCUCUUCUAGGAUGUGGGUUUAUAGGUGAAGUUAUUGGCCUUAGCGCGGUUAUAGCUUCCUUCAUUGUUGGACUUGUUAUCCCUGAUGGACCUCCUUUAGGAGCUGCUUUAUCCGAAAAACUUGAUUCUUUCGUUUCUGUGCUAUUAAUGCCAAUCUUCUUUGGCAUCUGUGGCCUCCAAAUGGAUGUUUUUGCUAUCCAAAAGUUGAAGAAUGUAGGUGUUAUCCAGUUGGUUGUAUUUGCUGCCUUCAUUGGGAAGAUUAUGGGGACAAUCGCACCCCCGCUCUUUUACAGGAUGCCAUUUCGAGAUGCCCUUUCUCUCAGUCUGAUCAUGAAUGCCAAAGGCCUUAUUGAAUUGGCAUUAUUGAAUCACAAAAUGAAGGACAGUGGUAUGAGUGAUGAAUGCUUUGCAGUUAUGAUCAUAUCUGUGGUGUUCGUCACAGGAGUUCUAUCGCCUAUUGUGAAGAUCCUCUAUGAUCCUUCAAGAAGGUAUGUUGCUUUCAAGAGAAGAGCCAUAAGACACCACAAGCGCAAUGAGGAGCUCCGCAUAUUAUCCUGUGUCCAUAGUGCCGACAAUGUGAAUACAAUCAUGGAUGUGGUGCAUGUCUCUCAUCCUACCAAAGAGAGUCCAAUAAACUUAACUGUCAUACAUCUCACAAGGCUAACAGGCCGUUCCUCUUCCCUACUUGUUGCUCAUCAACCGCGAGAAACAUCAUCUCCUUAUCCUAGUCAAUCAGAGAGGAUAUUCAAUGCUUUUAAAAAGUUGGAACAACAAUAUCAAGGUCUUUACAUGGUGCAUUGCUUCAAAGGUAUCUCACCUUAUGCAUCAAUGCAUAAUGAUGUAUGCUCCAUCGCCUUAGAGAAGAGGACAUCAUUUAUCAUAAUCCCUUUUCAAAAACAGAUUAGUGACAAAGAGAUGGUAGAACCCUCAUUUGUUUAUAGGAACCUUAACAAGAAAGUACUUGACAAGGCCCCUUGCUCUGUUGGAGUCCUUGUUGACCAUGGCGGAUCACAAAAGAAUAAGAUCAAACUCCGGUCUUUAACAUUGUCAGAGCCCUCAAUAUACCGGGUGGCAGUGUUCUUUUUCGGUGGUCAUGAUGAUCGCGAGGCACUAGCAUAUGGAAUGAGAAUGUCAGAGAACCCAAGAGUAAACCUUACCUUAAAAAGAUUUUUAGGCUCUUCUUCUGAAGACAUUACAGGUGACAACGAGAGAAGCACAUUGCUAGAUGGUGACAUUAUCAGUGAAUUUAUGCUCAACACCUUACACAAGGAGGAUAGAGUCUUUUAUGAAGAGAUGGUAUUGACACACACAAAAUGCUUGGUUACUCUGAUUAAAUCCAUGGAAAGUUCUAAUUAUGACCUCAUUUUAGUAGGAAGAAGUCAUAGGAAUUCACAGUUUAUGAUUGAACUUGUGCAAGGGAUUAAUUGCCCUGGGGAGUUGGGGCCAGUAGGCGAAAUGCUCGCUUUGAAUAGCAAAAUCGGAGCAUCGAUUUUGGUGGUGCAACAACAAACAAGAGUUUGGGGUCUGCAUGAUCCUGAGGAGUCCACACAUCUAAGAAGAGUUGAUUUGUAGUCCCUCCCUGCACCCUUUGUUCUCUUAGUAAGCAGUUAAGCAGCAAGUUUUG
This is a messenger RNA of Beta vulgaris subsp. vulgaris (sugar beet), 2698 nucleotides long. RefSeq names its product cation/H(+) antiporter 15. NCBI's taxonomy places the organism in Eukaryota, Viridiplantae, Streptophyta, Magnoliopsida, Caryophyllales, Amaranthaceae. Gene Ontology annotation, biological process: proton transmembrane transport; regulation of pH. Bases 1 to 2646 code for a protein of 881 amino acids. The record is from RefSeq and is a predicted model, not a curated record. Gene Ontology annotation, cellular component: membrane; endomembrane system. Gene Ontology annotation, molecular function: antiporter activity. The transcript has 3 exons.